CCUCUGACUGUGAGCUCGACUUGUGAUUGGCUGAGGUGAAGGCAGAGGCGCUGUGCUGUGAUUGGCUGAUCUGCCUCGUGAUUGGCAGAGCGGAGCGGUAGAUUCGGAGCUCCUCAUCCCCGGCGCUGUCCACACGAGAGCGGGUUCUGGAACGCACCGCGCGGGAGCUCGCGCCGCUCACGCACUCACUCACGCACUCGCUCACGCACAAACGGACGGAUUUUGAAUUAAAAAAAUAUUAGAAUUCCUUCACGCGCUGAAAACAAAACUACAACCACAACAACCACCCUGAGGAGAGGCUUUAAUUUCUGUUUAAAACCCUCUGUUACCGCAAAACUUAAUAAAACCGGCUCGUUUUUUUUAAAUUUAUUUAUUUAUUUUUUUCCUGUGCGGGACAGGGCACCGGAGCGCGCGCGGAUUCGUGCCAUGGCGCGUCACAAAGAGCGCGCUUCAUAUAUAUAAGAUGCGCCGUUUAGGUCCUCACGUGCAGACGCGCGCGCUGUCGGAGUUACAGAGAGCGGCUUCUACAAAAACUCAGUCUAAUGGGACGCUCGGAGUUCAACAAAUCAUCCUCACAGGACUAACGGGAGGAAGAAAUGCACCGUUUCUGAAGGUGUAGAAAGAACCGGAUACCGGGAUUUUACAGCGUGGGAACAAUUUCCUCAGUUCAGCAUCAUCAUGGCUGCGUUUUAUUUUUCUUGACCAGUGCAUGCAUGCUUCCUGCGUGUUUGGAUUGUUUCCUCCAGAAGGGUUUAUGGCACAACCACAGACCUUCCAUAUGCAUUUUAACAGAAAUUAUUGCUGAUCAUAGGCUAUAUGCGGUUAUAUAGAUAUAUAUAUAUAUUAUUUUUUUCAAUAUUUUUUUUUUGAAGAGCAAAUAACCACUUCUUCAUUCUCCAUUUAACUCCUUGGCCUUUUCAAGUUUUUUUCAAUAUUUUUUUUAAAUGAAAGUGUUGGAGAACCGACUGCAUGGACUGAACCUUUAAAAAUAAAUAAUAAAAAAAAAAAAUUAAAAAAGAAAUAAAAAUCUGAACAUCACGUCGUUCAAGUCGUUUAAACCCGCCUGGAAGUGGCCGUGACCUCUGACCCAUGGAAAUUCACUGCAAGCACGACCCGUUCGCCGCAAUGCAUAGGCACGGAGGGGUGAACCAGCUUGGGGGGGUGUUUGUGAACGGGCGGCCGCUGCCCGAUGUGGUGCGGCAGAGAAUCGUAGAGCUGGCCCACCAAGGCGUACGGCCAUGCGACAUUUCCCGCCAGCUUCGCGUCAGCCACGGCUGCGUCAGCAAGAUCCUGGGCAGGUACUAUGAGACGGGCAGCAUCAGGCCAGGCGUGAUCGGAGGAUCCAAACCAAAGGUUGCUACACCCAAAGUCGUUGACAAAAUCGCUGAUUACAAACGCCAAAACCCCACCAUGUUUGCCUGGGAGAUACGAGACCGACUACUGGCCGAAAGAGUGUGCGACAAUGACAGCGUGCCCAGCGUCAGCUCAAUCAACAGGAUCAUUCGCACUAAAGUCCAGCAGCAGCCUGGCCAAUCAGGAAGCAUCUCUGCGCAUAAUUUAGUGUCCACCGUAGCGGUAACCCAGGUCUCCGCGGUAACCAGCGACGCCGCAGGCUCCUCUUACUCCAUCAGUGGAAUUCUGGGAAUCAGCUCGGCGGCUGACGCUAGCAAGAGAAAGCGAGAUGAAAAUCUUCAGGAUUCUUCGCUGGCGAAUGGCCACGCCCACUCAGGGCGGGACUUCUUGCGCAAGCAGAUGCGGGGGGAGCUCUUCACACCGCAGCAGCUCGAGGUACUGGACUGCGUGUUCGACCCUGACAUUUACCCCACCCCUGAUACCAACAAGCCCGCCCAGACGGCUGAUUACUCGGCGAUGGCGUCUCUGGCUGGCGGGCUAGAAGAGAUGAAGAGCAGCCUGGCCAAUCAGACGGCAGCGGAUUUGGGCCCGAGUGUAGCAGGACCUCAGAGUUACCCGCUAGUGUCAGGUCGUGAUCUAGGCAGCACCACACUUCCAGGUUACCCUCCUCACGUUCCCCCAGCUGGCCAGGGCAGCUACUCUGCUCCGUCGCUCACGGGAAUGGUGCCAGGGGGUGAGUUCUCGGGCAGUCCGUACUCCCACCCACAGUACUCCACAUACAACGAGUCGUGGAGGUUCGCCAACCCGAGCCUGCUGGUGUUUCAGCAGGAGUACGGUUCUCUUCUAGGCACAGAAAGAGCAGCUUCUUCAGGCCUUUUUCCCAGCCAGACCACACAACCUGCAGGAUCUCCGUAUUACUACGGCGCAGCCACACGGGGUUCAGGACCUGCAGCCACGGCCACGGCCAGCGCCUACGACCGCCACUGAGAGGAGAGGAGGAGUGAAAAGGAGGAGAGGAAAACAUGGAGCGAAGGAGAGGAGAGACAAACAGAGAGAGAGAGAGAGAGACAAAGACAGAGACUACAUCCUUUUUCACAUCAGUUGCAUUGAAGCUUGUGUCCUUUUAUUCAGAACUUUUGCUUGUGCAGCUAUGCUGGGCCAAACACACACACACACUCACACAACGCACACACACAACGCACACACACGUUAAUCACCACUAGUACCGGGAUCUCCACUAGAAAUAUAGAGAUUUAAACCCAUUACACUAGCUAGCACCUAUUUCUAAGGUACCUAAUUAAUGAAAUGAUGACAUACACAAUGUUGCUGUAAUAAAAAGAAUUGAAGUCAUUUUUCUUAAAAAUAACGUACGUCAAAUUCAUAUUAUACUGCGAACUGCACAGAAUUGUUGUAUGUGAUUUAUAAAAGGCAGAGCGUGGAAGCGCCUCCUCUCUUUCUCUGUGUAGAUAAAUGCUCUUUACUCGUGUACAAAAUGCCCUGUACGUUUGUCAGAUUUAAAGCUAUUUAUGAUGGAGACAGAGUAAUAUAUAUUAAAAAAUGUAUGUGUAAAAAGUUUACUGCGGACACAAGUUCCAAUUCUAGCAGGAGAGCUUUUUUUUUUUUUUUUAAAAAAAGUUUUUUGGUAAAAUUCCGGUGUUUUGCUCCUAUAAGAUAAGAUCGCAGGACCGCUCAUUGGUAAAAGAGAAGCUUGGCCAUUUUUAUGAAGCUGUCUCUGGCUAUGUGUGAACAUAAUUGGAAAAAUGAAACGAAAGUUUUCGUAGUAAGUUAGGUAGCAUUGCUUUGUUUUUACGUGGGCGUAUACGUAGACACGUAUAUAUUUCCUUAAUUCUGUAUUUUUUUUAAACAAAAACAUUAUGGUCAUUUUGAAACUGAUAAAACGGUCAUCCUAUGGCUGAUUUCAGAGGAAUUAUAAUAUGAAAAUUUUAAGCCGGCCCAUGAGGGAGGGAUGUUGUAGCCUGAACUUCCCCAACAGGAAGUGAUGUAGGGAAAAAAAACCCCGUACAUGUACAUUUUUGUUCUCCAAGGUACAAGUGGUGUAAGGUACUAGAUCCAAUUAUGUAGCUUGUUAGGUUUAUAGGUACGCUCCUCUAACUAAUGGAACAAAACGAUGUUCCCUUAAGAGGGAACCAACACAAAGACAAACGUCGUACCCUGAAAACAUUUUUUCUUUCCUCUGCUGUCAGUCUCCUGAACCUCCCCAAAGAUCCAAUUCAAGACAAUAAGCAUGGAGACAAAUCAUUCAGCGAUACAUUCUUCCCUCCCUCUCUCUCUCUCUCUCUCUCUGUCUCGAUUUUAUUUUCUCCAAGUGCUCGUUCUUUCAUUCUGCGCCGAGACAAUGCAUGAAACCGUGGUGAAGGCCUUAGCGAACUCAAACGCAACCUGUACAUAGCGCCAUCAUGACACAAUCGUCCCCCGUGUGUCCCAUCCAUGAUGUACAAUAGAGCGAUCGUUUACUGCCAUGCAAGCUUUUUGGAUCCCAGUAUUCAUAUCUAACUUUAGAUUGUAGUGGAUGAGGAAAGAAACGUGUCCUUUAUUUAGCUAUCGUUCGUGGUGUGUGUUCCCAGAUCUUGUUUUUUUUUUUUUUUUUCCUUCUCGUUUUUUGGAUACGCUGUGCAUUUCCAAGUAGCUUUUUACCGAGUGGAGAACAUUGUAGAUUUAGUAGUCACGAACACCAAAACUUUUGACGUGAAAUGUGGAAAAAAAAGAAUACUAUAUCUAUGAAUAUACAAUAUAUAUAAAGACGCUGAUAGUUUUCACUUUUUUAUGUUCCGAACUGUAACGUAGCAUUAGAAAUACCUUCGUUCGUAGACCUUAAGUUGCGUGUUACGCAACUCUAAA
Pangasianodon hypophthalmus (striped catfish) is the source of this 4212-nucleotide messenger RNA. It is a transcript of the gene pax5, whose product is annotated as paired box 5. The transcript has 11 exons. NCBI's taxonomy places the organism in Eukaryota, Metazoa, Chordata, Actinopteri, Siluriformes, Pangasiidae. Bases 1090 to 2340 code for a protein of 416 amino acids. Gene Ontology annotation, molecular function: DNA-binding transcription factor activity, RNA polymerase II-specific; RNA polymerase II cis-regulatory region sequence-specific DNA binding. The record is from RefSeq and is a predicted model, not a curated record. Gene Ontology annotation, biological process: anatomical structure development; regulation of transcription by RNA polymerase II.